GGCGGCUGCAAGGACGCCGGGUCGGAGGACUACGAGAACCUGCCGACCAGCGCGUCUGUGUCCACCCACAUGACAGCCGGAGCGAUGGCCGGGAUCCUGGAGCAUUCGAUCAUGUACCCAGUGGACUCAGUGAAGACAAGAAUGCAGAGUUUGAAUCCAGAUCCCAAAGCCCAGUACACAAGUAUCUAUGGAGCUCUCAAGAAAAUCAUACAGACUGAAGGCGUCUGGAGGCCCUUGCGUGGCCUUAACGUGAUGGUGAUGGGUGCAGGGCCAGCCCACGCCAUGUAUUUUGCCUGCUAUGAAAACAUGAAAAGGACUUUAAAUGACGUUUUCAACCACCAAGGAAACAGCCACCUAGCCAACGGGAUAGCUGGGAGUAUGGCCACCCUGCUCCACGAUGCGGUAAUGAAUCCAGCAGAAGUUGUGAAGCAGCGCUUGCAGAUGUACAACUCGCAGCACCGGUCAGCCCUCAGCUGCAUCCGGACAGUGUGGAGGACCGAGGGGUUGGGGGCCUUCUACCGGAGUUACACCACGCAGCUGACCAUGAACAUUCCCUUCCAGUCCGUCCACUUCAUCACCUACGAGUUCCUGCAGGAGCAGGUCAACCCUCACCGGGGCUACAACCCGCAGUCCCACAUCAUCUGUGGCGGGGGGGCCGGGGCCCUCGCUGCGGCCGCCACCACCCCCUUGGACGUCUGUAAGACCCUUCUCAACACGCAAGAGAACAUGGCACUCUCGCUGGCCAACAUCAGCGGCCGGCUGUCGGGCAUGGCCAAUGCUUUCCGGACGGUGUACCAGCUCAACGGCCUGUCCGGCUACUUCAAGGGCAUCCAGGCACGAGUCAUCUACCAGAUCCCCUCCACGGCCAUUUCCUGGUCCGUCUAUGAGUUCUUCAAGUACUUCCUCACAAAGCGCCAGCUGGAGAGUCGAACCCCAUACUAAAGGAACAGGCUGUGGGAGCGCUUCCAGGAGCCUUUAUUCUCCCAGGCUUUCCCUGCGUGCCUCUGUCCCCUUGCCCACGUGCCCGGGUUAUCGUCUGCAGGGUGCUCUCAGUGGGCCGUCCGCUCCCUGAUGCUUUCGGAAGAGGGGAGGACAGGAUAGCCUCUCCCCAGAAGGCCGUCCGCGGGGACAUCGAGGUGGUGGUAGAUGGGAAGGACCCUGGGAGGGGAAUGAGAAAUUGCUUUUUCUCUUCCUUCCCUGAGAGGAAUGUAGCUUCUCUGCUUCACUGUGGUGGCCUCCUCCCUAGAUCCUUAGAUCCCACAGGAGGGAAGCAAGCAGUGACGGAGGACAUUAAAGCAAACAAUUUUAUGUAUAUAACAGUUCCAUUUCACAGUAUAAAAUAGAUGGAUAAUGUUUAUCCUUUAUUUUUCUACGUAGGAGUUUUUGAACCCGAGUGUGUAAUUGUGCGUGUCGACACAUAGUAUUACAGCGGGGACUGUUGAGCUGUUUUUUAAAAAUAAGAGGGCUGACUCCUUCCAUCAGGUUUAAAGCUAAAAACUGUCAGGUUUAAGUGAAAAACACACCAAAGUAG
Messenger RNA from Tupaia belangeri chinensis (Chinese tree shrew), 1531 nucleotides. RefSeq names its product solute carrier family 25 member 37 (gene SLC25A37). Lineage: Eukaryota; Metazoa; Chordata; Mammalia; Scandentia; Tupaiidae. Gene Ontology annotation, biological process: iron import into the mitochondrion. The record is from RefSeq and is a predicted model, not a curated record. Gene Ontology annotation, cellular component: mitochondrial membrane. Gene Ontology annotation, molecular function: ferrous iron transmembrane transporter activity.